Haemonchus placei is the source of this 354-nucleotide messenger RNA. NCBI's taxonomy places the organism in Eukaryota, Metazoa, Nematoda, Chromadorea, Rhabditida, Trichostrongylidae. The record is from the annotation of a GenBank genome assembly.
AUGAGAGCGGCUGCAGGACCGCCAGCGGCUGGUGCACCUCCACAGGAAGUUCCAAUCGAGCAAGACGAGAGUUGUUACAACCAAAACCCGUGCUGUGCUACAUGGGCUGACCGUGGUGGUUGUACCCAGGACCCAGCACGGAUGAAGCUCAUUUGCGCUGCCAGCUGUGGAGCCUGCACCCCGCAAACUCCUAUUAGUGAUGAUUGCACAGAUCGUCAUCCGCUAUGCUCUGACUUCGCUAGCGCCGGACGAUGCACUUCAAGUGUGAACUUCAUGGCUGAAAACUGCCGAAGAACGUGCAACCUUUGCGGAACACCACGUAGUGCUGGCUGUGCUACACGGCGAUUAUUCUAG